AUGUCGGCUAUUUGCACAGAAACUACCCCCCAAUGCCCCGUCGAAGCGACCACAUACGGCUACUAUCCCAAUCUUGGCGGCAACAUCUUUUUCACAGCUUAUUUCGGCCUCCUUGGAUUUUGUCAACUAGGCCUCGGUAUAUAUUUGCGAACGUGGACUUUCCUCGCAGCUCUUGGUAUUGGAACAUUCAUGGAAGGUGCUGGAUACGUGGGACGAAUCCUCAUGCACGACAAUCCAUGGUCAACGUCCGGGUUUCGACUACAGAUCUUCUGCCUGAUUCUCGCUCCAACCUUCAUUGCCGCUGGGAUAUAUCUUACCCUUAAGCACGUAAUCAUCCAUUUUGGACCACAAUACUCGCGCAUGAACCCGAAGCGUUUCACCUGGAUAUUCAUUGGGUCCGAUGUCGGGUCCAUCGUUUUGCAAGCAGCUGGUGGAGGCGUGGCCAAUGCAGCCGGGACCAACCAAGCCAUGAUCAAUACGGGAAAUAAUAUCAUUAUUGCUGGAAUUGCCUUCCAAGUUGCCACAAUGUCGGUGUGUGGGUUACUGGCAUUUGACUUCUUCAUUGCAUCUAGGAAGCAUCUGCGCGACGGCCCCCAAAGAGAAGCCGUGACUGAGAAGCCACAACAAAGAAUGUGGUUGGUACUGGUUGCAAUGAUUGCGGCCUAUAACAUGGUUCUCAUUCGAUGUAUUUACCGUCUGCCUGAGAUGGCGGGUGGAUGGGGGAACAAGCUGAUGCAGAACGAAAUGGAGUUUUAA
Messenger RNA from Penicillium canescens, 756 nucleotides. RefSeq names its product RTA1 domain-containing protein. The record is from RefSeq and is a predicted model, not a curated record. The transcript is spliced from 2 exons. NCBI's taxonomy places the organism in Eukaryota, Fungi, Ascomycota, Eurotiomycetes, Eurotiales, Aspergillaceae. Gene Ontology annotation, cellular component: fungal-type vacuole; plasma membrane. The coding region runs from base 1 to 756 and encodes 251 amino acids.